ACACAUGUAAGAACUAAUACUUAUUUGUCAUUACUUAUUAACCUAAUGUAUGUGAAUGAUUGGUGAAGGAAUAUUAAAACAAGUUUAAAUUAAGAAAAAAAAUAAUAGAUUUAUAUAAAUUAAAACACUAAACAAAUGUCUGGUUAUACGGGAACAGACAAUUAUUGGGGACAAUCUCCCCAAGGACAAUAUAAUUUUGAUCCUUCUGGUUUUGGACAACCUAACCAACAAUUUGAAUUUCAAACAUAUAAUGAUCAACAAUCUGGAGAUUUUUCUUACACGCAAAAAAGUUAUCUUGAUCCUACACAAAGUGCAUAUACUGGUGGAUCAACCGGAUUCGUAGAUGAAGAAGAAGAACCACCUCUUUUAGAAGAAUUAGGCAUAGAUCCAGAUCGAAUAUUACAAAAAACAUUAGCUGUAUUAAAUCCAUUUCAUAGAAAAGGACAAAUAGAUGAUGCAAAUUAUUUACUUCAAGAUUCAGAUUUAGCAGGGCCAGUAGCAUUUUGUUUAAUACUUGCUACAUUUCUUACAUUAGCUGGUUCAAAAGCACAUUUUGGUUAUAUUUAUGGUUUAGCAAUGACUUCAUGCAUUUUUAUGUAUAUUCUUCAAUCAUUAAUGAGUACUUCUACUAAUAUUACAUUAUCUUCUGUAGCAUCUGUAUUAGGUUAUUGUUUAUUACCAGAAGUAGUUCUUGCUGGUCUUAGUAUUUUCACAACUUUACAGGCUACAAUUGGUCUAGUUCUUUCUAUGUUUGCUGUUGCUUGGUCAACACUUUCUGCAUCUAGACUUCUUACAACUAUGUCAGGAGAAGAAAAUCAGCGACUACUCAUUGCUUAUCCUUGUGGUCUACUUUAUGGGGUUUUUACAUUAAUAAUAAUAUUCUAAAACAAAAUUCAUUCAUUUUUAAGAACUUUUUAUGUAAAAAAAUCUUAUUUUUUAAAAUAUACGUA
Apis mellifera (honey bee) is the source of this 950-nucleotide messenger RNA. It is a transcript of the gene Yip1d1, whose product is annotated as protein YIPF5. Lineage: Eukaryota; Metazoa; Arthropoda; Insecta; Hymenoptera; Apidae. The transcript is spliced from 2 exons. Gene Ontology annotation, biological process: endoplasmic reticulum to Golgi vesicle-mediated transport; vesicle fusion with Golgi apparatus. The coding region runs from base 136 to 885 and encodes 249 amino acids. The record is from RefSeq and is a predicted model, not a curated record. Gene Ontology annotation, cellular component: trans-Golgi network.